AUGUUUCGACUAAUCUUUUAUUUGACUCUGCUUCUAGUAUUCCAGAGAGCAAAUUGUGUUUUGAAUUCUGUUUAUGAAGAAUUUAAUAACAAACAGAUUGUGUUAACUACAAAUUGGAUCUGUAAAGGCUCAAGUACUCAUCCAACCUCUGUAUUCACUUGUAGUAAAGGAAUGGAUUUAGUAGAGCUAAAAGAUAAAAAUUAACCAUGCCAUCAAAUUUUGAACACAAUUGACACAAUUCUACCUCACUUUAGAAUAUAAUUGUAUAUUGAUAUAUAUAGUUAUUAUUCCAUUGAUGAAAAUGAAUAUUUUAGGGUAGAAAUUUUAGAAAAUUCUUUCCAUGAAGAUUUGUACCUACAAACUGCAUCUGGUCAAAACUUAUAAUAGUGCUCUACAUAUAAUGAGAAGUUGUCCCGAAAAUCCUACUUGAAAGAACUUCCCCAUUCUUAGUAAUAAGUGAAACUUUAAUUACAAAGUACAGCUAAUGAAUAAUUUAUUAAUGAAAGCUUUUUAUUUAGAAAUGUCUAAUUGAUUUUAGAGAGAUGUUACAAGACUUGUAAGACUUGUUCAGGAGAAGGAAAAGAAUAGUGCUUAUCUUGUUAUGAUGAUAUUAUUUUAUCUAAUAAUUCCUGUGAUUCUUGUAAGAAUAAAUUAGGUUAGAAUUUCCUCCAAAUUCCAGGUGGAUGUUAAAAUAAAUGUAAUAAUAAUUAAGACUAUGAUGAAGAUUAAGUAUGUAUUGAAAAUAUAAGUAAUAAAUAAUAAUAUUUCUUAGAUAUUUAAUUUAAAUGUGAAGUUGAUUGUGAAUAAUGUACUUACACAUAAAGAUGUUUAAUUUGUAAACCCUAAAAAUAUCUCUAUUUUGGGUAAUGUAUUGAUAAAUGUCCAAAUUACACAAUAGUAAAUGGAACUAAUUGUUUAAGUAAUAUUGACAUUCUUUAAAAGAAUAAAAAUUUAAGAAUUACUGAAUUGGUUAGAGAAUUUCAUGAUCUAUCAACAACAAAAAGCUCUACAAAUGCGAUAUUUUAAAUGAUAUCAACAACGACAAAUAAUGAAUAUAGUUUCUAAAAAGGUGUGAUGAUAUUUAUUAUAGCUAUUUUUCGAAUAAAAGAAUAUUUGGAGGACCAUUAGUUUGGGUUAAUGCAGUAUUUAAAUUUUCUAAAAGUUGGACCUAAGAGUUCUUAUUUAUUAGAAUAUUUUUUGAAGUGAUUGUAGGAGAUAUUGAGUUAUGUAAAAACAAAUUUAAAUAUAAGUUUAAUGAUCAAGAAUAAGAAAGCUUAACUUUAAAUUCAACUUAUUAAGGAAAUAAUUUAAAUAUAGAUGAUUAAAAAUGGCCUAAUAAUUAUAUAUUAUAUCUCUAUAAAGUAGAUAAAUCUAUUAAUUACUAAAUAUCAACAAAUAAGGAAUUAACUUUGGAGAUUGCAUGUUAAAAUGAUAAUCAACUUGGAUUUUGUGGAAUUUAGAAUAUGGUUGUAGUAGGACUUUCUAAUUGUUUACCUGAAUAUAACUUUGACUUGUAUUAUUAUGAAACUGGUAGAAAUCCUUGCAUUCCGAUUUGUGGUGAUAAAAUAACUGUUGGAGAUGAAUAAUGUGAUGAUGGUAAUAAUGAUCCUUUUGAUGGAUGUUUUAAUUGUAGAUAUUAAUGUGAAGAUCAUUGUUCUAAUUGUGUAUAUGGUUAGUGUAUUGUUAAAAAAAUAAUAUAAAAGUCUUUUGAAAUACAGAUAGAAAUGGUUGAAUACAUAUUGUCUUAUGAUUUGGAUGUCGUUUAAUUAUCAUGUAUAUUUUAAUGUAGUAUAUGUAUAAAAAAUCUUUGUCUGUAAUGCAAUUAUGGGUAUUAUUUAAACACAUAUAAUAAUUUAUGUGAAAGUGUCGAAGAUCAAUCUCCUUAAAAAGUGAAUCAAAUUUAAUUAAUAGAAUGUGGAAAUGGAAUAAUUGAAGGAUUUGAAUAGUGUGAUGAUUAAAAUAUUAUUAAUGACGAUGAUUGUGAUAAUUUUUGUAAACUUUCAUGUUAUCCAAAUUGUGAAAUAUGCAUUAAUGGAUUUUGUGUUAAAUGUGAAAUCGGAUGGAUAUUAGGAAAUAUGGGAUGUUAAUCUAUCUGUGGAGAUUCUUAAAUUCAAGAUCAUGAAUAAUGUGAUGAUGGUAACUCAGAUGACUAUGAUGGUUGUUCUAAAUGUGAAUUGAUUUAAUAUGAAAAAUGUGAUAAAGGAAUGGAUAUCCAAUAAUAUCAUUGCGCUGUCUGUCAUUAUGGUAAAUGCAUAAAAUGCAAUGAUGGAUUCUUAUUAGAUGGUGAUCUUUGUGUUUAAAUAUGUGGCGAUGGUUUGCUAAAUCUACAAGAAGAAGAAUGUGAUGUUUAAAGAGGAGAUGGAUGUAUCGAUUGUAAAAUAUAGGAUGGUUAUGUUUGUGGAAAAUUAAACUAUUCAAUUUGUAACACAUGUGAUACUGAAUGUACUUAAUGCAUAAGUUUAGAUAAAAUCAAUUUAAUUUGCAAAUCUUGUCUUGAUGGUUAUUAUCCUGUGGAAUAUAAAUGUUAAUAAUGUGAUUCAAAUUGUAUUACUUGCAAUUUUCAAUCAAAUUUAUGUACAUCUUGUUAUAGACCUGAUUGUGAUCAUUGUGAAUCAAUUCCUGGUCUUUAUUCUGACCAAACUACUAAAAAAUGCAAUUCUAUUUGUGGUGAUGGAAUUGUCGUUGAAAAAUAUGAAUAGUGUGAUGAUUAUAAUCAAAAUAAUGGAGAUGGCUGUGAUUCUCAAUGUAAUUUAGAAAUCUCAGAUCAAGAAGUGAAUUAAAUAAAGGAUUAUCAAUCCUACGCAAAUAAUACAUAUCAUUUGAAAUUAAUUACUGAUUAUCAAUUCAAAAUUUUAUGCAACACUGCUAAUAUAACUAUAGACAAUAUGGAUAUUUAAGAUUAUAACUAUAAUUGCACUUAAAUUGAUAUCUUAACUUGUAAUUUAUAAUUUGAUUUCAAGAAAUCCAUUUAUAAAUUUAAUACAAUUCAUGCAAUAAUAUAAUAUACAAAUUCUAUAAACAGAUUACUUUUUGAAGUUAGAAGUGUUUAAUAUGAUAUAACACCAUCCGAGUAUAUUGUUUUGGAAAAAAAUAACUAAAAACAAAAAGAAUAUAUCUAAAGUGCUCAAUAAUCUUUUAGUUUAACAUUUUUAUUGCUGAUACCUAUAUCUAUUAUUUUUAAUCUUUUUAAUUGCUUAUGGGCAGUUCUAGAAAUAUUAAGUUGGAUCAAUAAUUUUUAUUUUCUUAAUGUUAAUUAUCCUUUCAAUGUCGAAUUAUUCUUCUUAAAUAGUGAUUGGUCAAACCUCAUAGGCUUUCCAACUUAUUAAGGAUUGAAUCAACCUGAUUGUAAUUAUUACUUUGAAGCUCCAAAAAGAUUCAAAGAUAAAGGAAUAGAUCCAUUAUUCUUUAAUAACAUAUAAACUCCAUUUAUGUUUUUACUAACUUUUAUCAUCAUUUUCCUAAUAAACUAUCUAUUUUAUUCAUUCUUUUCUCUACUUGAUAAUACUUUGAAACGAAAGAUAUCUUAAAAAGACAAAAAGUUUAGUAUUUUUAAUAUUUAAAUAAAAAAAUAAGGCUGUUAAAAUUAAAUCAAAGUUUAACAAUAAAUGGUAGUAUAAAAUCCAUAUAUGAAAUAUAUUACUAAUCUUUUGGAGAGAAAUUCAGUUAACCUCAUAAAAUAAUUUAAAUAAACAAUUUCAUUAUGUUUAUUAGAUAUUACAUUAGCUAUUUUACUUUAGUUAUCAUAUUCAAAAAAUAAUUCAAAUAUCAUAGUCGGUUUCAAUCAAUUUGUUGCAAUAAUAACAAUAGGUAUAAUCAUAUUUUAAUUGUACAUGUAAUAUUAAAUUUUGAAUAUUCAUAAGCUUAAAGCUAAAAAUAAACAUUUUGAGGAAUUAUAUGGAGUUUAUUAUGAAAACAUCAAUAUUGAAAAUUCAUUUGGAUAUUAUUAUGAGUUUUUUGGAUAAAUAAGCAAAAUCUUAUAUAUCUUUUUCAUGGUUAAUUCAUACUCUACCCCUAUUUUGUAAGUAACUUUAUGUUAUCUAUCCUCAUCUUUAAAUUUUGUUUUCUUAUUAUAUUAAAAUCCAUAUCAUUCAAAAAAAGAAUAUGUGAUAUAACUAAUAUUAAAUUUUUGUAUAAGCUUCAUAAUAUUUAUAGUUAUUUCAUUUGCUAUUAAUGAUCAAAUAAAUGUAGAAUUUAUUGAGAAAAACAAAAAUACUUUAGGUUGGAUAAUUAUUGCUUUAGUCAUACUAGCAAUUUUAACUGAAUUUUGCAUUUUAAUUUUUGGUUUACUUAAACGUAUUUUCGAAAUUUUUAAAUCUUUAUGGAAUCUAAUUAAAAAGGAUAAAAUAUAAAAUAAUAGCAAUUAACAUUAAGAAGAAUAAUUUUAGUAAUAAGAAAUAUAAGUUUAUACUAAAAAUAUUAGUACGAAUAAAGUAGGCUCAUAAAAUCUGAGAUGUUAAAUUGUAUUAUUUUGA
This is a messenger RNA of Paramecium sonneborni, 4472 nucleotides long. The record is from the annotation of a GenBank genome assembly. NCBI's taxonomy places the organism in Eukaryota, Ciliophora, Oligohymenophorea, Peniculida, Parameciidae.